AUGGGCCGCGGCGCUAGCCGCCAUGAUGCACAGCGCCGCCACCACCGCCUCCAUCGCCGGUGCCUUCCACUCCGCCUGGCCCCUCGUCUGUACGUUGCGCACCCUACUCUUCCCCCACCCUCCUGCUGCACCCUCAUCCACCUUUCGUUGUCGCGUCGGGAGGGCGAUGAAAAGAGGUGGCAUGCCGCAGCAUGGUUAGGGUCGCAGUUGAUGCCGUCUAAAUCUUGCUCCGUGCCUUUCGCGUCCAUUCUGGAGACCGUGCAUGCCGCCACGGGGCUGGUGCGGAGCGGAUUGGUGGCUCCGCUGGUGCAGUGGGUGGGGCGGAGCUUCGUGCUGUUCGCGGUGGUGGGGCGCACGCCCGCUCUCCACACGCACGCCGCGCUCUUCGUGCUGCUCGCCGUCUGGUGCUGCUCCGAGGUCAUCCGUUAUCCGCAGUACGCGCUCUCGCUGCUGGGCACGUGUCCGCGCGCGCUCACGUGGCUGCGCUAUUCGGCGUUCAUCCCGCUCUACCCCAUCGGCAUGUUCGGCGGGGAAAUGGUGCUCAUAUACAGCGCGCUGCCAUUCGUCAAGGCGGAGCGGCCCCUCGAUUUCCUCUUCGCCGCCCUGCCCUUCCACUGCCACCAUGUCCUCAUGGUCAUCCUAGCGGCCUAUCCGCUUUUCUGGCUGCACCUCUACACGCACAUGUUCCGCCAGCGCCGCUCCAAGCUGCACCCCAAGAGCCACAAGGGCAGCAAGAAGCCGCACAAGGCCAUGGCCAUCGUCCCCAUGUCUCCAGAGAUGUUCGCGCAAACCACUCCCAACCGCCCUGCUGCUGCUCCCACCUCAAAGGGCGCAGCACCUAUAGGACCCUCAAGCGCAGCAGCAGCAGCAACAACAGCUAUGGGAGGAGGCGCGUUGGCCGCAGCACAAAUGCACGGCAGCGAUGUGCGUCUGCGUGCUGCUGGUUCCCGUCGCUCAGGCUCGGCCGUGGCAGAGCAACAAUAG
Messenger RNA from Closterium sp. Yama58-4, 984 nucleotides. The record is from the annotation of a GenBank genome assembly. NCBI's taxonomy places the organism in Eukaryota, Viridiplantae, Streptophyta, Zygnematophyceae, Desmidiales, Closteriaceae.